AUGAACUCAAGUUGACUGGGUUACUAUAUAUAGCCAGUAGUUAUAGACUGAAAAUUGAUCAGGCAUGGACGACCUGCCAUCGAACAGCCUUCCCUGCGAUCCUAUUCCAGAAUUAAAAGGCCCCGACUUGCUGACGUUGUGUGGAGGGUGCCAGGAAAAAGUCAAAUAUUUUCUGAGCUUGAGAGAAACUUUGGCCCAUCACCGCGCGAAUGGCGAGCAGCCUCGAUGUGAUCCCCGGGACCACGAGAUGGUCAAACGACUUGAGGCAGAAGACUGGAGGCCACAGGUCACAGUCAAAUAUUUCGAAGACGUUAACUUCUCAAGUAAACAAACAGCAGUUGACGCUGAUGAUGCAGAGGCUGAAGAGGGUGAUCAGACUGAGAGUGCUCAUGACAGUGAUCCCAAGAAAAGUUUUUUGUGUGGAGUGAAUGGCUGUCAUCAAGUAUUUACCACAAUAGCCAGCUUCGACUCUCACUACCAGAACAGCCACGCUUUUGUCUGCGACACGUGUAAGAAAACUUUUGUCUCGAACUUUCUUCUGGACAUUCACCUAGAGGAGUCACAUGACUCAUACUUUCAGAUACUCAGCCAAAAAGUUGACAUGUAUCGCUGCCUGGUAGAAAGUUGUGACCAAAAGUUUAGAACCGCUGAGCUACGCAAUGACCACCUGGUCUCUGACCACAAAUAUCCUGACAACUUUACAUUUCACGGACUCAUUUCACCCAAAACAAAAGUUCAAUCCAACGAAACAUCAAAUACGAGUUGCGGUGAGAUGGUAACUGAAGGCAUGGAAGGUCAAGAUGUAAAGUCUAAAGGGAACAAGAAAUCCAAAGGCAGAGGGAAAAGAGUACCUGCUGUCGUUAACUUUGGCUACCAUGCGUCACAUAGAUCCUUUCAGCUUAGUGGCGGGGAUAGCCACUGGCACCAACGGGGCAAGACGGAUAGCCACUGGCACCAACGGGGCAAGACGGAUAGCCACUGGCACCAACGGGGCAAGACUGUGGACAUCAAGACGGAUCUGGACACUGCUGUGGACAUCGAGACGUUCGCGUUUUCAGAUCUUGCUGAGAUAUUGGACGAAGGAUAUCUGCAGCUUUAG
This is a messenger RNA of Physella acuta, 1099 nucleotides long. RefSeq lists its product as uncharacterized. The record is from RefSeq and is a predicted model, not a curated record. Lineage: Eukaryota; Metazoa; Mollusca; Gastropoda; Physidae.